Molecule: messenger RNA, 3630 nt
Organism: Chanos chanos (milkfish)
Lineage: Eukaryota; Metazoa; Chordata; Actinopteri; Gonorynchiformes; Chanidae
Gene: cfap57
Product: cilia and flagella associated protein 57
Exons: 22
Coding region: 1-3630 (1209 amino acids)
Molecular function (GO): protein binding
Source: RefSeq, a predicted model, not a curated record
AUGGCUGGAGUUGAGGUGCAGUCCCAGUUUGUCUUUGGGUUACGGCCAAGUGUAAAGAAUAAUUUGUGCUUCUUGGACGAACAAACGGUCAUAUUCCCGAGUGGUAACAGUUGCGUCCGCUACGACAUUGACCAGAGAAGCCAAAAAUUCAUUCCAGGCACACAGAAAAGCAAAGGUAUGCAGGCAUUAGCCAUCAGCGCUAAUAGACGUUACCUGGCUGUGUCUGAGAGUGGGAACAAAGGUACCAUCACCAUCUAUGACCUGCAGCAUGAGCAGAGCAGGAAGAGGAAAGCGCUGAAUGGGGGAGAACUGCCUGUCCAGGAAUUUGUUUGCAUGGCCUUCUCACCAGACUCUAAGUAUCUCAUUGGUCAAGGAGGGCAUCCAGACUGGACCCUCUUCUACUGGAUGUGGGAGAAACAGAAGGUCAUGGCCACAGUUAAUACCACCAGCAAUGGCUCCAUCAACCAGGUGAGCUUCAACCCACAGGACAAUACUCAGAUUUGCGUGUGUGGAAACAAGGUGUUCAAACUCUUCCGCUAUGCGGAGGGUGCUCUGAAGCAAUCCAACGUCUUCAAACAAGAGAUCAACGUUCUUUCUCAUGCCUGGUUGUCCGAAGAACGAAUCAUCGUUGGCACUGAGACUGGACGAUUACUGCUGUUUGAGUCGGGUGACAUGCGCUGGGAAACGACUGUGAAAUCAGAGCCAUCUGCCUCUGAAACUCACAGACAACAGGAGAGGAACAGCUCAGAUGAAAACGAUUCCACCCCAGCUGCAUUGCCACAGGUUACAGCCAUAGUGGCUCUCUCCAAAGGCUUUGCUUGCUCAGCGGGACCCGGUACUGUGUGUCUCUUUGAGAAAACCGAAGAGAAGGACAGCUACAGGAAAACCACAGAGAUACAGAUCCCUCCAGAUCCAUUCAGAAGUGAGCUGUGUGUGGAAGAUCCACAGCAGAUCAUGACUCUGUGUAUCAGUCCCUCUCAGGAAACCCUAGCACUCAGCACAGACCACAGCCAGCUCUACAGCAUCACACUGUCCUCUGCAGAGAUCAGCAAGAGUGAGCAUGCUCAAUUUGAGUUCCUGUCCCAUCCUUUCCAUUCGGGCGCUAUCACAGGUCUGUCCACCUCUAUUCGUAAGCCUUUCCUGGCCACCUGUUCCCUGGACUGCUCUGUACGCAUCUGGAACUUUCAGACUAACGCUCUGGAACAGUAUAAAGAGUUCCAGGAGAUGGCCUACAGCGUGGCCUUGCAUCCUUCCGGACUCCAUAUCCUGGUGGGCUUUGCAGACAAGCUGCGUUUGAUGAACCUGCUGGGCGAUGACAUCAGGACUGUUAAGGAGUUCACUGUGCGCAGCUGUCGAGAGUGUGCAUUCAGUCACGGGGGCCAUUUGUUUGCUGCUGUGAAUGGAAACGUGAUUCAUAUCUACUCCACCACAACAUUCAACAAUGUCCUCAAUCUGAAAGGGCAUAAUGGAAAGGUGCGAGCCAUAGUGUGGAGUUCAGAUGACAGUCGUCUGGUGUCAUGUGGUAUGGAUGGUGCUGUGUACGAGUGGAACACAUUCACCAGUAAGCGUGAAUCUGAAUGUGUGCUCAAGUCCUGCAGCUACAACGACGUUGCCCUCUCACCUGACGGCAAGACUAUCUUCGCUGUAGGAAAUGACUUUACGCUAAAGGAGAUCCAAGAUUGUCAGAUCCUGAAAGAGGUAGGUGCUGACGAAGUGUCAUACACAGCCAUUGCUGUGUCGUACUCAGGGAGAACUGUCUUCACGGGCACUUCCACCGGCACGGUGCGGGUCAUCAAACAUCCUCUAUCUUUUCAGAAAGACUGGACAGAGCACCAGGCCCACUCUGCCCCUGUGACUAAGAUGGUUAUUACAUUUGAUGACCAGUUCUUGCUGACUGCUUCAGAGGACGGAUGUCUUUUCAUUUGGAGAAUCAUUGAUAAGGAAGGCCAAGGGCUGAAGAGAGACAAGGACAUAGUCUUCUCAGAGGAGAUCCUUAUCACAAAGUCUGAUCUUGUAGAAAAGAACCAGAUCAUAGCAGAUCUUAAGACCAGAGUGGAGGAGUUGCAGAUGAACAAUGAAUAUCAGUUACGACUGAAGGGCAUUACCUACAAUGAUCAGAUCAAGGAGCUCACUGAGAAGUUUACCCUGGAGAUGGAGUCACUGAAAACCAAAAUCCAGGUUCUGAAAAUGGAAAGGGAGAAGCAAGAAAUAACCCACCGUGAAACUCUUGCUGAGGUCAUGGAGAAAUGUGCCAAAGAAAAACAGGAUUUAGAGUCCACCAAGAACCAGAGGCUAAUGGCGGAGUAUGAGAGGUAUGACAAGCUCCAGCUCAAACUGCAGCACAUGCAGGAAGAGCAUAAGCAGCAGCUUCAGAGUCUAGAGGAGCGCAGGAACCAAGCAAUGGAGGAGCUUGCAGAUUCCUAUGAAGUCAAACUGCAGGAGACCAAGAGCUUGCUGGACCAGAGUCAGGAUGUGACACGACAGCAGGUUUUAGAGUUUGAAGAGUGGAAGAAGCAGGUGGAGGAAGACAUCGAUGAGGAGGUCCUGCAAAUGCGAGUAAGAUAUGAGAGAAAACUACAAGAGGAGAAGGAGACAAACAUGAGACUUAAAGGAGAGACUGGAGUCAUGAAAAAGAAGAUCAUCAGCCUACAGAGGGAGACUGAAGAUAAAAAUGUGGAGAUUGAAAAGUUGAAGCAGGAACAGCAGAAGCUCCGCAGCUUGAUUGAAUCUAUAGAGAAAGACAUCAUGGGUCUGAGGAAAGAGAUUCAGGAGAGAGAUGAGACCAUAGAAGACAAGGAAACACGUAUUACUGACCUGAAAAAGGAAAACCAGGAGAUGAUGAAGUUCAAGUUUGUGUUACGCUGCAAAAUAAAAGAGAUGGAAGAAAAUAACAUGACCCAAGAAGAUGAGAUUGCAGAGAUGAAGAAGAAGAUCCAAGAGAUGGAUGCUGAACUGGAGCAGGUCACCAAGAAGAACACCCAGCUGGAGCUGAAAAUAGCUGACAUGAAGCUGAGGUUGAGUGCCGGUGAUAAAGAGAUGAGUAAAGAGAGACAGAGGGUGAAGGAUCUGGAAAGAUUGGUAGAGAGAUUUAAGACAGACCUCCACAACUGCGUGAGCUUCAUCCAGAAGCCCAAAGAGCUAAAGGACUGUUUGCACAAACUUUAUGAACACUAUGUCCAGGAGUCUGACGUGGUGGAGGUAGCAGGCAUGGGUGCUGACGUACAGGAGGAGCAGAUUCGCCAGAGAGAGCAUCUAGAGCGCACUGUGGCCUCUUUGAAGAAGAGGCUAGCCAAAGACGUGGAGGUGCACCACGCCAACAAAAUCAAACUCAUAAAGGAGAACGUCAUUCUGAUUAAAGAACUGAAUGAUUUGCGGGAUCAGUUGCGAAGAUCUCAAACACAGCUUAGUGAGGCGGAGCGCCAACUGCGCCUCUCUAAGAAGGACAAGAUGAAGGACUCCGCAGAGCUUGGGAGUAAGCAACGACUUAACUUCGAAGAGGAGGCAGAGAAGAUUAUUCAAAUGCAGCGCGUGGAGAUGGAGAGACUAAGGCAGCAGAUCCAGGGUCAAGGGGAAGGGUCUGUCCUGCUUCAAGCCUCUCCCAUUCCCAAACUACCUCCAAUUCCAAACUGA